CCAAGCGUCCUGUAAGUCGUGAGCAGCUACGCGCCAAGUUUGUGUUCUUGGCGGGUGCCGCGGGUCACGUGGCACUCUCAAAAGUACCAGUCGGUGGGUGUCUGGGUCCCGGUGAGACCGGCAGCGAUUUAAAGCUAAAGCGUCGCCAGACACGUGGGGGCCCGCCGUAUUCCGGCAACUUUGAACCAGUGUGAUGGAGAAGGCUUCAGUCAACGGGGCCCACAAGGAUGUUGCCCUAUGGGCCUCCCAUGAUAAGAUGCUGGUGCAGCCACUCAAGGACAGCGACAUUGAGGUUUACAACAUCAUUAAGAAGGAGAGUAAUCGGCAGAGGAUUGGAUUGGAGCUGAUUGCCUCAGAGAAUUUCGCCAGCCGAGCAGUAUUGGAGGCCCUGGGCUCUUGCCUAAAUAACAAAUACUCUGAGGGGUAUCCUGGGCAGAGGUAUUAUGGCGGGAAUGAGUUCGUUGAUGAACUGGAGAUACUAUGUCAGAAGCGAGCGCUGCAGGCCUACCAUCUGGACCCUAAGUGCUGGGGGGUCAAUGUCCAGCCAUACUCAGGUUCCCCUGCAAACUUCGCAGUAUACACUGCCCUGGUAGAGCCCCAUGGGCGUAUCAUGGGCCUGGACCUGCCUGAUGGAGGCCAUUUGACCCAUGGGUUCAUGACUGACAAGAAGAAAGUCUCAGCAACAUCCAUCUUCUUUGAGUCCAUGCCAUAUAAGGUAUACCCAGACUCUGGCUACAUCAACUAUGACCAGCUGGAGGAGAAUGCCCGCCUCUUCCACCCAAAAUUGAUCAUUGCAGGUAAGGAGCAGGGUAGCACCACAGCCUCCUACACAGGAUGUAAAGAUGGUCUUGCCCCAUUGGGUGCCAGUGGCUCACAUCUGGCUGGGAAGGUGGCCCUGGGUUCAAUUCCUCAGCACCACAUAACCACCAGCGCCCGGCGGGUUAUGUUCUUAUAAUGUCUUUCUUCCCCAGGUGUGCGCAGUGUUGAUCCCAAGACUGGCAAAGAGAUUAUGUAUGAACUGGAAUCGCUCAUUAACUCUGCAGUAUUCCCAGGCCUGCAAGGGGGUCCCCAUAACCAUGCUAUUGCUGGGGUUGCUGUGGCCCUGAAGCAAGCCAUGAGUGUGGAAUUCAAAGUCUAUCAGCUGCAGGUCGUAGCCAACUGCAGGGCUCUGUCUGAGACCCUCACAGAGCUGGGCUACAAAAUAGUCACAGGUGGUUCUGACAACCAUUUGAUCCUUGUGGAUCUCCGUUCCAAGGGUACAGAUGGUGGAAGGGCUGAGAAGGUGCUAGAAGCCUGUUCUAUUGCCUGCAACAAGAAUACUUGCCCAGGUGACAAAAGUGCCCUGCGGCCCAGUGGACUGCGACUGGGGACCCCAGCACUGACUUCUCGAGGACUUUUGGAAAAAGACUUCCAAAAGGUAGCACACUUUAUCCACAGAGGUAAGGAUCUGUAUUUGGAAGUCUGGCAGGUUACUGUCAUGCCUAAGAUUAUCUAG
Messenger RNA from Dipodomys ordii (Ord's kangaroo rat), 1495 nucleotides. RefSeq names its product serine hydroxymethyltransferase 1 (soluble) (gene Shmt1). Gene Ontology annotation, molecular function: mRNA 5'-UTR binding; cobalt ion binding; glycine hydroxymethyltransferase activity. Gene Ontology annotation, cellular component: cytosol; nucleus; cytoplasm. The record is from RefSeq and is a predicted model, not a curated record. Gene Ontology annotation, biological process: tetrahydrofolate interconversion; cellular response to leukemia inhibitory factor; protein homotetramerization. The transcript is spliced from 12 exons. NCBI's taxonomy places the organism in Eukaryota, Metazoa, Chordata, Mammalia, Rodentia, Heteromyidae.